This is a messenger RNA of Ilex paraguariensis (yerba mate), 900 nucleotides long. The record is from the annotation of a GenBank genome assembly. Lineage: Eukaryota; Viridiplantae; Streptophyta; Magnoliopsida; Aquifoliales; Aquifoliaceae.
AUGCCAGAAAAUUUCUUCACAGUAGUUGAAAUACCUCAACAGAAGGCUAUCAAGCUUCAUAAGCCAUGGUUGGACUCUCUUCUUCAUCGUUCUGGGGCUGUUCUCUUCAGAGGUUUCCCUUUAACCACCGCUUCUGACUUCAAUGACGUUGUCGAGGCCUUUGGCUACGAGGAACUGCCGUAUAUCGGCGGCGCUGCGCCUCGGAACAAAGUUGUUGGCCGGGUUUUCACGACCAAUGAGUCGCCUCCGGAUCAGAAAAUCCCUUUUCAUCAUGAAAUGGCUCAGGUGCCCGUGUACCCAUCGAAGUUGUUUUUCUUCUGUGAAGUAGAACCUGCUAGUGGGGGAGAAACUCCUAUAGUUCUUAGCCAUAUCAUAUAUGAGAAAAUGAAUGAGAAGUACCCAGAGUUUGUUGAAAAAUUGGAAGAGCAUGGAUUGAUCUAUACGCGAGUGCUGGGAGAGGAGGAUGAUAAUUCAUCCCCAAUCGGUCGUGGGUGGAAGUCGACUUUUUUGACCCAAGACAAAACUGUGGCUGAGGAAAGGGCUGCUAAGCUAGAAGUGAGGUUGGAAUGGAUGGAGAAUGUAGUGAAAACCAUAAUGGGCCCAAUCCCAGCAAUCAAGUUCGAAAAGACGCGGCAGCGCAAGAUUUGGUUCAACAGCAUGGUGUUUGCUUACGCAGGCUGGGAAGAUGCAAGAAAUAAUCCUGUGAAAGCAGUCACCUUUGGGGAUGGAAGCCCCUUACCAGGUCAUAUCGUAUAUGACUGCCUGAAAAUACUUGACGAGGAAAGCGUUGCCAUACCUUGGCAGCAAGGUGACAUUCUGCUGGUGGAUAAUUUGGCAGUUUUACACUCUCGACGGCCUUUUAACCCUCCUCGCCGCAUUCUAGCUUCACUCUGCAAGUAG